AUGUCUGAGGUUGACCAUACAUGUCGGAUUUGCCGUGGGGAAGCAACACUCGCUCAACCAUUAUACCACCCUUGUAAAUGUAAAGGAUCCAUCAAAUACAUCCAUCAAGAUUGUUUGCUUGAAUGGUUGAAACAUGCCAACAAAUCUACUGAGAAAUGUGAUAUUUGCAACACUCCAUAUAAAUUCAAGAUCUUGUAUGAUCCAAAUAUGCCCAAGAGGAUACCCCUUGAGAUGAUUUUCAACAAAUUAAUAGAGACAGUUUCCAACUUAGCCGUCAAAUCAGUGUCAGUUGCUCUUUACAUCUUUUGCAUUUUAAUUGAAGUUCCUAUUUUCUGGAAAUUCAUUGGGAGAGCGUAUACCUGGGUUCUUGAUGGACAGUUACCACCGCAAAAUCCCACCUUUAUUAAUGCAUUAGUCUUUGGAGAAGCUGAUAUAACAACUUACUUAGCAAGUCUGCCCAACUUGACUCCAGUACAGGUCAAUCUUCUCAGCUUGAGAAAAUUCUUCACCUAUACUUAUUUCAGUGGAGUAAGAUACAUAGUUGUUUUUAUCAUUGUUCAUAUUGCAUUAUUUAUUGAAAGGGAAUGGAUUGUGAGAGAUGAAGGAUAUGCCAAGUUAUUAAUGAAGAGGAUAGGCAAGGAGCGUAAGACAGCAUUGGCAGAUAUACUUCAAGACACGCUUGAACGAUUGAGAGAGGGAAACCCCGAUGCCGAUGUACAAGAAGCUAUGCAGCGGGUUGAAAGAGCCAUUUUUGAUUUACAAGGGAAUAACAUGGGUAUUUUGAACGAUAAUCGUCAACAAGAUUUACGUCGAGCUAUUGAAGAGGGGAUAAUGAAUAUUCAAAACCCACCUCAGAAUGAGCAACCUGAUCAAGCUCCAGAGAGACGUGAAAGGCAGAAUGAAGAUGAUAAUGAAGAAGAUAAUGUUCAUAAUGAGCAAGAACCAGGACAUCCAGCUGUAGAAGAAGAAGAAGAAGAACAAGAACAGCAAGUUGAUGCAGAUGGUGAACAGCAAGAUGGAUUUCCAGAACCGAAUAAUGAUUUUGCUCCAGGAGGUGAAGAACAAGGCGGUGCCUUUCUUGACAUGUUGGAAGUAUUUGGUGCUCAUUUAGACCUCAAAACUCCAAUUAUGUACAUGGCAAUUAUCGACAUUGUGGUUUUAGCAUACUUAUUCAUCAUUUAUUUUGUCCCCCAUUUGAUAGGUAAUGUUCUUGCAGCAAUUACUGGUUUUCUGAUGAGAUUUUUGCACUCAAAGAUAUUAAAUAAGGUUUAUACAAUUGUUGUUUCAAAUGACAAGGUUAAUCAUCUUUUGACCACAAAGAUCGAGCAAUUACGGGCUGAUCAUGAUUAUUCCUUAGUGGAAAGAAUUGUUUUAUUGAGUAUUGGGUAUGCUGUGAUUUGUGCAACUAUUUACAAAUGUAUGCAAGUUUUACUUACUGCUCCGGGGCCAGUCAUUGGAACUACUAGAAAGGUAUACAAGGUUUUAUUUGAAGUCAGUUCAACCGCUAAAGUGUUCCUCAUAUUUGCCAUUGAAAUCUUCUUCUUCCCAGUAUACUGUGGGUGGUUAUUAGAUUUCUGUUUUGCUCCUCUUUUAUUGCCUACUUUCUCAAUUACUACAAAGUCAGGAUCACAAUAUAUUGUCCUUAUUACAUCGUUUUUCGAAAUUUUACAAGUGACAUAUCUUAGAAUAUUCUUGUAUUGGGCAAGUGGUACCCUUUACAUGUUGUUCUUUGCAUUAUUUGUGGGCAUGGUCAGAAGUAGUAUCUUGCGUCCGGGUGUAUUGUUCUUCAUUAGAUCCCCCGACGAUCCAAAUGCCAGGUUGAUCCAUGAUGCCUUGAUGAAACCUUUAGCUUUACAGCUAUCAAGAAUCUAUCUCAGUGCCAAAGUCUACACUGGUUUCAUAUUGUUUGGAAUUGGGGGCGUGACUUGGGGAUUAAGAUAUUUGGUUACUUCUUCAAGUAAUGUUGAUUAUAAUGUGUUCUUACCUAUCCAACUACCAUCCUAUUUCACGGUUUUAAUUUCGGGAUUCUUAUUUAAUACCGUAGCCGAUUCACAUGUGUUGAUUACAAAGUAUGUUAGAAGGUACUGGCAUAGAGCCUUUGAACUUUCCGCUCAUAAAUUAAGAUUAUCCCAUUUUAUUUUGGGCAAACCAAUUAGUCAUGAACGUGGACAUGUUGUUUACAGAAACUUAUGGCAUCAACUUCUUGGUCAAGCUCAACCUGAUUACACAAAGCCCGUGUCUUACAGAGAAGCAGUCGAAACUUUCAAAGAAAAUCCUUCGGUAAAUGCUUGCUUUGUACCGGAUGGUAAUUAUGUAAGAGCUCCUGACAAUGAUACCGUGUCUAGAAAGUUCAUCAAGAAGUUGUUUGUGGCAGUUACCAAAGAUGACAAAUUGUUGGAAGUUCCACAUGAAAACAAAAAGAGAUCAGGAUAUGAGACUCCUUCCGAUGAAGAAGAUGAAGGAGAUUUUACUGGUGAAAAUGCAUAUGCUAUAGUUUAUCGUCCACCUAACUUCAGAAUGAGAUGUUUCGGGUUGAUAUUUUUGCUUUGGGUGUUUGCUGUGAUUUUGAUCUUAUCCUGUGCAGUGGUUGCUGUGUUGAUGGGUAGACCAAUUCUUCGUGCGAACCUGUACUUGUAUAAAGCCGUGGCACCGACAUUUAUAUACCAAGAUGUCGAUUUAGACUGGAGACUUGCUGAUUUUGGUUCUAUUGCUAUUGGUCUUGUUAUGCAAAUCAAAUUGUUGAAAUUUUAUGACAAAUCCUUAGUGGCUGAUGCACCUCAGGGAGGAAACAACGAAAUUCAAUUGGGCAGAGAACAGGUGGAUGGACGUCUUUUCCAAGGACUCCUUGAUUUUGGACGCCUUUUUAAUAGAAUGCCUAAAGCACUAGUAUUGAGUACUCCUAGUGCCGUGCUAUGGAUCAACUGGAUUAUUAGUGUACAUCGUGCAGUGGUGAUCAACCCUGUUCGUUAUACCACUGGAAGAUAUAACCAAGAUUUAUUAUUUGACCCACCUACCGUGUUUCUUCAUUUCAUAGUUUCGUUCUGGACUAUAUUACCUUUCUUGUUUUACUUGAGACCAAUUCCGCAACAAAUCACGAUGUACCAAGCACUAUGGACGAGUGGAAUUGUUCCAUGUUUAAUAAACUACACUAUGGUUCACUUACCUGCCCUUCUCACUAUUUUCUUCCUGCAUUAUUACAGAAGAAGCUCUGACCAAUUGGAUGUUUAUAUCUGGCCCGUCUUAUUUGUGAUGUUUGUUGCAAUUAAGCUUAUUCACGGCGGUCUCGGCUUGUAUUCUACCCUUAAUGAUCAAGUUAAGAAGGAAAAAUAUGUUAGAGGAAGAGCUAUUGAGAACGUCGAUACUCCCGAGAAUUAAACUCAGCAUUUACAUAGUUCUUUACCACAUAUAAAUAUAUUUACACGAAUCUUUUCUUAUCUGUUUAAUAAAAGUAAAACAAUAAAAGUUAUAUUCAAGGUUAUACAAAGGAAAUAACAUAUUGCAUCAAACAAUAUUUCUCCAACGUAGAAUUUAUUUAAAAAAAAAUUUAGUCAAUUGUCAUUUACUGAAAAUAAUCUCAAUGCAAUGACCUAUUUAUCUUGACCAGCAUCUCCAACUUGAAGUGUUCAAUGCUUUCACCUUGCAUUUAUCUUAAAAGGCUCCAAAGUCCCUUCUGUUUUUCUUUGGGAUUAUUGGAUCACCUUCUUUAGGGCCAUCUCUUUCUUCAUCGAAUUCUCUAACGACUGGCUUGUAACUUUCAAUUUUUUCACCACGCUUAAGACGUUCCAAGGCUUCACCUCUUGGUACGAAAUCAAUUACAGGUGGACGCUUAGGUUUAUCCUUUUUGGCUUCAACAGCACGGGCUGAUUCUUUAGGUUUUUUAGCAUUACUUUUAGAAGAACUGGCCGUGGUGGUCUUUACUUCUUCCUUAGGUUUACGAAUUCCUCUUUCAAGAUCAAUAUCUCCAGCUUGAGCACCAUCUUUCAAUUCGUCAAAUUCUCUAAUAACAGGUUCAUAUUUGUCAAUCUUUUCACCACGCUUAAGACGUUCUAAAGCUUCUCCUCUUGGGACAAAAUCAAUGACAGGCGGACGUUUAUUCUCUUCUCUCUUGGCCUUCUUUGGCUUGACUUCACGGGAUGACUCUUCAUUUUGUGUAGAGCUUUCAACUUCUUCAGCUGGGGACUUAACUUCAGGCGGAGUUUCUGGAUCAACUGCAGCAGGAGGUGCUAAUUGUUCAGGUUCACCUACAAUUUCUGGAGAUUCUUCUUCAAUUUCUUCACCAUCAUCAUUGUAUUUUUUAACUACUGGUUUAAUAUCAACCUUUUCACCUCUCUUGAGACGCUCUAAAUCUUCACCUUUAGGAACGAAAUCAAUAACUGGACCGGAAAUCUUCUUUUCUGGUUCUCCAGGUUUAGCAAUGACAUUUGGACCUCUUGCAUCAGCAGGUUUCUUAGAGGACUUCUUCUUGUCUUUCUUAGCACUCUUCUUCUUCUUGGUGGUGGUUGUGUCCUUAAGUGGAUCAUGUUCAGGUUUUUCUUCAUUGGCAGCUGGAGUAGUACUUGGGGUAUUUUCAGCUUGCACGGCUGGGGCUUCUGAAACUGUAACUGAUGCAACGGUGUCAGGUUGAGAUGCAUCAUAUUCAGAUAAUUUGUUAUAGAAGUUGUUACAGUCAUAAUCCCAUGAACCGAUAAUUUGGGACUUGACACAAGCAUCUUUAGUCCAUGGAGUACCGUAAAUCAAACUAGAAUAGUUGAAGUAGAAAGCAAGACUGAAUAAAGCAAACAAUCCAACCAAUACAAGGGCAAUGUUUUGGAGCGUCUUGGAUCUUGAAGUCAAAUAACCGGUAAAGAUUUCCAAAAAGUGACCUAAGGCCAAGAUACCGAAAUAAAGGGCUGGAAUGUAAUGAUGUAAGAAUAAUUGUCUACCCAUGAUGAAAAAUGGCAAGUAAUGUAAAGCCCAACCCAACACAUAUGAAAAAGUUUGGACAUUAAAGUUAAAUACGUGCUUAUCCUUAGAGACUGGUUGACCCAAUUGCCAUCUAAAUACGGAAAUAACAACGUAAAUACCAAAAGUGACGAUGGAUGCACUAGCAGCCCACCAAGUAACAGCGUUACCCAAAAAGUAGAUUUGCUUAUGGUCACGAGCCCAGUAAUUGAUACCUCUUAACAAUAAUGGCCAUUCGUAUGGGUUUGAUUGCCAGUGGUGAUGUUCAGUUAAACCUUGGUUGAUC
Spathaspora passalidarum NRRL Y-27907 is the source of this 5227-nucleotide messenger RNA. Its product is annotated as E3 ubiquitin-protein ligase. The transcript has 4 exons. Gene Ontology annotation, molecular function: zinc ion binding. NCBI's taxonomy places the organism in Eukaryota, Fungi, Ascomycota, Pichiomycetes, Serinales, Debaryomycetaceae. The record is from RefSeq and is a predicted model, not a curated record. Bases 1 to 3375 code for a protein of 1124 amino acids. Gene Ontology annotation, cellular component: endoplasmic reticulum membrane.